UGUCGAGUCCACUUCCUGGUUACGCAUCGAGGAAAUAGUGUUAUUGGAUACGGAAUCGUGAAGUUUCUUCCUAAACUAUUUACAUCACUUAUAACGCGUAUUUUUCUAACAAUAUUAACUCGAGGAGUCGGGCUGCUUGUUAUUACUAGACAAUCUGAAAGCAUUAAGGAUACCGAUGGUAACAUAGGAGUUGAUGUCGGAGGGGAAGUGAGGACGUGAGCGCCACGUCACUGCAGGAAACAUCACUAACUCAGGAUCCUGCCUGCAUUUACAUCGGAAUAAAAGCAAAGACUACACGUGUGUGUCACUGCUGAUCGAUUAUCUCGGAUAUAAAAGCUGUACACGUCAAGAAAGCUAAAAUGACGUCGUCUAAUUGGGGUUUAAUAAUGAACGUGGUGAACAGCAUUGUGGGAGUCAGUGUGCUGACCAUGCCCUUCUGCUUUAAACAGUGUGGUAUAGUGCUAGGCACUCUGUUGCUUUUCUUCUGCUCGUGGAUGACCCAUCAGUCCUGCAUGUUCCUGGUCCAUGCAGCCAGCAACACUAAGCGCAGGACUUAUGCUGGACUGGCUUUUCAUGCUUUUGGUAAACCAGGAAAGGCACUUGUGGAGCUGAGUAUGAUAGGCUUAAUGCUUGGUACAUGCAUUGCAUUCUACGUGGUCAUUGCAGACCUUGGGUCAAACUUCUUUGCCCAACUUUUAGGCCUCCAGGUAACAGGCAGUUUCCGUAUCCUGCUGCUCAUUGCUGUGUCACUGUUCAUCGUGCUACCUCUGAGUCUGCAGAGGAACAUGAUGUCAUCUCUCCAGACAUUUUCAGCCAUUGCACUGAUCUUCUACACGCUCUUUAUGUUCACGAUGGUGUUCUCAUCCUUCAAACAUGGCCUCUUCAGUGGCCUGUGGCUCAACAGGGUCAUUUACGUACGCUGGGACGGCGUCUUUCGCUGCAUCCCUAUCUGUGGCAUGGCAUUCGCCUGUCAGUCGCAGGUGUUACCUACCUAUGACAGCCUGGAUGAGCCUUCAGUGAAGAGAAUGAGCACCAUCUUCACCUCAUCUCUCAACGUUGUUACCACCUUUUACAUCACAGUGGGGUUCUUUGGCUAUGUAAGUUUUACAGACACCAUAGCUGGGAAUGUGCUGAUGAAUUUUCCCUCUAAUCUCGUGACGGAGAUGAUCCGAGUGGGCUUCAUGAUGUCCGUGGCUGUGGGCUUCCCCAUGAUGAUCCUGCCCUGCAGGCAGGCCAUCAACACCAUGCUGUUUGAGCAGCAGCAGAAGGAUGGCACUUUUGCUGCUGGUGGGUACAUGCCACCCCUUCGCUUCAAGAGCAUUACCCUGUGUAUCGUCUUCGGCACUAUGCUGGGAGGUAUCCUCAUUCCGAACGUGGAAACAAUCCUAGGUCUGACUGGAGCCACUAUGGGCAGCUUGAUCUGCUUCAUCUGCCCUGCUCUCAUAUACAGGAAGAUCAUGAAGAAUGGCCUUACUGCUCAGCUGGUUCUGUGGGUUGGGCUUGGGAUUCUACUCUUAAGCACCUUCACCACUCUGUCCAUCUCCAGUGAGCCAGAUCAAGUACAGCCUCCUGCUAUCGUCCCCAAAACUAAUGACAAACCGCCUGUUGUUGCUGUGCCAGAGCUGCCCAAACAUCCUGCUGAUCAAACCGCAGUGGCACCAGUGGCAGCAGGAAAACCGGACAAACCUAAGACGGCUGUGGAUCAGCUCUUGCCUGCAGAGGAGGUAAAGGGCCCAGAGGAGAAGGAGCCACAGAUAAAAGUACCUAUGGAAGUGCCUGAGGGGAAGGACAAUGAGGAGGUUCAGCUGGACCGUCCUGGAGCAGCAUACCUUACUAUCUCAGAAGUUGCAGUGCCUGAUGGAGAGGCUCACCGCCAUGAACCACCCAUCCCUCAUGACAAGGUUCAGAUAGAGAAGAACAAGAACCAGCAGGAGCUCGACGAAGAAAAGAACCAAGCUGCUGGAAAGGAAGAGGAGGAGUUAGCAGAACAGGGGGCAGGCCAGCAGCAGGAGUUGACAGAAGAUAAAGUGAAGAACGAGGUGGCGCAUAAAAAGCAGGAUGCUGCGAUGGUCCAUGUGGCCCAGGACCUGGCCAAUGAGAAGAUGGAAGAACAGAAGCAGCCAGAGUUAGUGGCAGUGGUGCAUAAGCCUGUGGAGCAGCCAUCUUUAAUAAAGGAGCAGGAAGCUGAGAACAAACUGCAAGCUGAUAAGAAAUCGGAGGAAAAUAAUAAAAAACCAGCUGACUUUGAGAAACAUCCUGACCCGGGAGGCCAUUUGGCUGAAGUGCAUGAUGGGGCUGCCAGUCAAGAGCGUAAAGAAGAGAAAAAACAAGAAGGGAAGGACACCAAGGACGGAGAUGGAGACAAGAUGGAAGUGAUUAAAAAGAUCGUUGCAGAGGGAGUGUUGGACCAUGCCGUGCUAUUGCAGGUGAUCAAAGAGCAGCAAGAGCAACAGAAGAGGCUGUUGGACCAACAGGAGAAACUCCUGGCUGUAAUUGAGGAGCAGCACAAAGAAAUCCAUCAGAAAAAGGAUGAAGAGGAGGAACCCAAAGCUGCAGGUGAGCAUGCAGCUGACGCAGGUGAAGUAGUGCAGCAGCAGCAGGAUAAAGCAGAUGGAGACGAGAAGGCGAAAGCCCCAGAACAGAGUUUAGACCACCACCAGGAACCUGAGAAGGCAGCACAUGUAGCUGAAGCUCAAAUACAACAAGUGAAAGAACCAAUAGUAAAACGUGAUGGGGAAGAAGCAGCAGACAGCCACAAGAAUGCUGUUGCUCUCAACCCAGCACAAGAUGAAGCCAAACAGGAGAAACAGCCUCCACAACUCCCAGUGCAUGGAGAUGAUAACACCCAAAGAGAACUUGGUGCACGAGGGGUGCCAUUACGCCAGCAUCAGCCUGACCCUGCUAAAGAUAACCUUGAAGAGCUUCAUUCAGAAGAUAUCGCCAAGGAGGAGGAACAAGUAAGGCAGAGGUUGGCCCAGCUGGAAGCUGAGAAAGAACGACUUGAAAAGGAAAGAUUGGAGAAAGAGAAGCUCGAGAAGGAAAGAUUGGAGAAAGAGAGGCUUGAGAAGGAAAGACUGGAGAAAGAGAGGCUGGAGAAGGAAAGAUUGGAGAAGGAGAGGCUGGAGAAGGAAAGAUUGGAGAAGGAGAGGCUCGAGAAGAAAAUAUUGGAGAAGGAGAGGGUUGAGAAGGAUGGAAAAAGGAUGGAAAAAGAAAGGCUCGAGAAGGAAAGACUGGAGAAAGAGAGGCUCGAGAAAGAAACAUUGGAGAAAGAGAGGUUUGAGAAAGAGAGGUUGGAAGCAGAGAGGUUGAAACAAGAGAAGGACAGGCUCGACCAGGACCUCAUAAAGCAGGCUGAAAAGGAGCAGAAGAUGAUGGAGCAGAGGGAAAAAUUGGUCGAGCUGCAGAAGAUAAUUGACAGUCGAGACAACGAUCAGAAUGAAGUCCUCGUUAAAGAGCAGAAAGUUCCUCAACCUCAGAAGAAAGGAGGCAGGGACUUGAAGGAGAAUUUGGAUUUGGAAGUAGAGGAGCCUCAGAAAGAACAGAAGAGUACAGAGGAGGGAGAGAUGGACCUGAGGAGGCGACGCAGGGCUCUGGGGGCUGAAGAGAGACGAGUGCCUGGACUGGAACCACUGCUGGAGCUUGGAGGGUCAGACCUCCAUGUAGCACUCGAAGCUCAGCUGCUGGCUGGAGCUUUAGUCCAUUCCCGCCAGAUUAAACAAACUUCAUACAAACAAAACACAGAUGAGUAGUUGUUCAGAUUUGUAGCUUUCUAGGGACUCUCUACUCCAGAGAUCUGCCGCUCUUAACAGUGAUUUCUUUUGCACUUUAAUCUAAAAGAAAAUGGUUGGCCUUUAAUCUCUUAUACACGUUGGAAAAACUAACGAAUCAAGAAUGGUGGGCUCAACAACAAACCAACCAUCAUAAAUGGACAUGUUAAAAUUUCUGUUUGCCUCAUAUACUAAGGAUUAAUGCCAAGGUGCCAGAAAUCAACUGUAUGUGGAAGGUCACUGCAAACUUGCAUUUGUUAAAAUCACUGUUGAUUUGCAUACAUGUACACACACAGCCAUUAGAUAUUCUACAUUCAUCCUAAAGGGUGCAGUGGGUCCAUUAUAAAUCUCUUGAUAUUUAUUAGCAGCAGGUCAAUUUUGAGCGAUUAAACUGCCAAAGUUUCCAUAAACAUGCUUGUUUAACAUCCUUAAAAUGAUACUGUUCCACUACUUUCAUUUGUAUGAAAUUAUGAUUUGGGUUUUUUUCUAUAAAAUAAAGACCAAAGGUUUUGGUGGAGCACACACACACGCACAAACGCAUGUAUAUGUAAACAUACAUAUACACACACACACCAGAAUAGUGGCAGGGAUACUUUACAGUCAUGUUCUUUCUCUUCACAUUCAUGCCUCUGCUAUGUGGUUUGGGUGACAUUCAGAAAUAUCAAUCCACUUGAACUCUGUCCAUCAGUCCAUUAAUGUUGUGUUAUUUAUUUGAGGUCAGGAUGAUUUCAGGUAUCUUGUCUGUGUUGGCAGGAUUCCAGGUUGUUUGAGUUUACUUUCAGUAUCAGUUCAUUCUAAGCGAAUGGCUUAUUUAAACACAAAUGUGUCUACAAUUUAUAUACGUACACCAUAAGGCCAAAAGUAUGUGGACCCUUGACCAUCACACCCAUAUGUGGGCACACAGUUGUAUCGAAUAUCUCUGUGUAAAGCAUUCUAAUUUGCCUUCACUGGAACUAAGAGGCCUGUACCUGUUCCAGCCUAACGGUGCUCCUGUGUAUAAAGUGAGGUCUGUGAAGACAAGACUGGAGUGCAAGAACUCGAGCGGUUUAAACAAGCCCUGAACUCAACCCCCACUGAACAUUUUUGGGAUUAACUGGAAUGACAACUGCACCCCAGACCUUCUCAUCCAACAUGAACAAUUGAUUUCACUAAAGUUCUUGUAGCUGAAGGGACAGAUGCGUCGACAACCAUGACAGGAAAAGGGGACUAAACAAGAAAGGUGUUAAACAAGAAUGAUGGUCAGGUGUCCAUAAACAUUUGGCUAUGUAAGGUAGAUAAAUAGUAGACUUAUAAUUUAUAAACCCGGAUAAAGGACCAAAUGCUGUUAAUAUUAAAGAACACAACCUGCCACCUUUUACUUUUGAUCACAUGAUCACAGCCAGUGCCGUUAAACUUAGCUGGAGGCAAAGACUAGAGUAUUGAAGACUUCUGUCUUAUAUUCUUCUGUCCAUUCUGUGAUGAACAGUGAACAAUGACCACAGCCUUUUCCAUAUAAUGAAUGUGUGUUUAUUCUUUAAAAGGAGAACAAUCUUAUGUACCAUGUUUAGGGCUCAGUCCAUGAUUUGAACAUGAAUGUUUGCAAACUGCUUGGAGCACUUUGUUAAUGCUACAAAAAUCCAAAAAAAAUUAUAAUAAUAGUAAUAUUGUCCAGGAAAGGUUUUAUAGAAAUGUUUAUUUUUCUAGACCUAUCAGAUAAUAAUUUAUUUUUCUCCUUUUCGGAGUGACUUUGUGUCUUUAAAAAAAAAAAAAAAAAAAGUUACUGAAGAGCAAUGCAAGCUGUCAGUAGUUAGUUCACACUUAUUGGGUUUUUUUUGUAUGUAUAGAGAUACUAUAACACAAAUUGGACCAUUUUACAAAGCUCAAUGCAUAUCAGUGUGUAGAUUUGUGUGUAUGUGUUGAUCCUUCUCUUGUUCUACGUUCCUCACUUUUGCCUAGAAAUAUUUUCUAUUUCGGUUUUCACAUUCACAGUGUGACGUUUUUUGUUUCUUCAGUCUUUGCCUCUUUAAGUUUAUGGUUUGAUAAAUGUCAUUGUUAUAACUGUGCUGUUCUGGCUUACUUUUAGGGUCCAUUCCUUUAACGUCUCUCGUAUGUGUUUAGUGGUCAGGUGAGCUAAAGCAGGACACACUGCUGUAAAUUCUACAGCCUGUACAUUUACUGACCUGAACCUGCUGUUUCAGUUUAAGUAUUGAAAAUAUAUUUAGACAAACUUGUGUUUUGCAGAGGAUGUGCAUAAGAAUGACAUACCAUCAUCUCUGAGGUGGUAAUUAAAUGAAAAUGUAGAAGUAAAGUUCAGCAAUUUAUUUAUUUUCAUGGUUUGGCGCAGUUUAUUGCUUCAUUUGUUCACAUUGUUUUAGUCCUCUUUCACCACAGCAGUUUUCCAAAUGUUACAUUUUUUGUUUAUUAAAGAAUGACCCACUGUAGUUUUUGUGUCUGUUUAUAGUUAUAUUGAGUGUUGUGAAGCCGUAACAAACGUUGUAUGUGUCUUUGUUAAAGAACACUUGAAAAACUCUGUGUAUUGUCCAGACUUUAGCUAUGAUCAUUUUGUCCCACCGUCCUCUUCAUGAAUAAACAGGUCUUUGUUGUCUGUUCA
Messenger RNA from Hemibagrus wyckioides, 6357 nucleotides. It is a transcript of the gene slc38a10, whose product is annotated as solute carrier family 38 member 10. Lineage: Eukaryota; Metazoa; Chordata; Actinopteri; Siluriformes; Bagridae. The record is from RefSeq and is a predicted model, not a curated record. Bases 360 to 3749 code for a protein of 1129 amino acids. The transcript is spliced from 18 exons. Gene Ontology annotation, biological process: amino acid transmembrane transport. Gene Ontology annotation, molecular function: amino acid transmembrane transporter activity.